Molecule: messenger RNA, 5893 nt
Organism: Bradysia coprophila
Lineage: Eukaryota; Metazoa; Arthropoda; Insecta; Diptera; Sciaridae
Biological process (GO): positive regulation of fat cell differentiation
Cellular component (GO): nucleus; extracellular region
Molecular function (GO): chitin binding
Source: RefSeq, a predicted model, not a curated record
GGCUCAUAAUUAAUCAGUCCUUUCGAAGACUUUGUUUAGUUUGUUUAAACAAAAACUCGUCAAAAGGCGAGGUCUUUAGACUAAAAUUCUUAUAGCCCAACAAUAUGCAUAAGUUGUCUUUGUUUAUAGUUUUAUUGGCCACAUUUUGUCGCAUCAAUGUGGCUCAAAGAGGAAAGGGGUACAAUUAUCCCAAUCCGUAUAAUCCGUUAGUAGACGGAGGAAAGAGUUCCGAUCAAGGUUUCCCGGGAUCGGGCUCUGGACAUUCAGCAAGCGGUACUGGCUCAUCUCAACCACAAGGAUUUGUUCCUGCAGGCAGCCGUGGUUCGGGAGCAUUCGGUGCAGGACAACAAGGACAAGCUGGAGGUAGUUUCCCUGGAUCCGCUGGACAAGCUGGAAGUGGUUUCACCGGAUCUGCUGGACAAGCUGGAGGUAAUUUCCCUGGAUCAGCUGGACAAGCUGGUAGCAGUUUCCCUGGCUCAACUGGACAAGCUGGAAGUGGUUUCCCUGGAUCUGCUGGACAAGCUGGUGGUAGCUUCCCAGGCUCAACUGGACAAGCUGGUGGUAGUUUCCCUGGAUCCGCUGGACAAGCUGGAAGCAGAUUCCCCGGAUCUGCUGGACAAGCUGGUGGCAGUUUCCCUGGAUCCGCUGGACAAGCUGGUAGCAAUUUCCCUGGCUCAACUGGACAAGCUGGCGGUAGUUUCCCUGGAUCUUCUGGACAAGCUGGAAGUGGUUUCACUGGAUCUGCUGGACAGGCUGGUGGUAGCUUCCCUGGCUCAACUGGACAAGCUGGUGGUAGUUUCCCUGGAUCCGCUGGACAAACUGGAAGCAGAUUCCCUGGAUCUGCCGGACAAGUUGGUGGUACUUUCCCUGGAUCAGCUGGACAAGCUGGCGGUAAUUUCCCUGGAUCGGCUGGACAAGCUGGUAGCAGUUUCCCUGGCUCAGUUGGACAAGCUGGAAGUAGCUUCCCUGGAUCUUCUGGACAAGCUGGUAGCAGUUUCCCUGGCUCAGUUGGACAAGCUGGAGGUAGUUUCCCUGGAUCAUCUGGACAAGCUGGAAGCAGUUUCCCCGGAUCUGCUGGACAAGCUGGAGGUAAUUUCCCUGGAUCAGCUGGACAAGCUGGCGGUAAUUUCCCUGGAUCGGCUGGACAAGCUGGUAGCAGUUUCCCUGGCUCAGUUGGACAAGCUGGAGGUAGCUUCCCUGGAUCAUCUGGACAAGCUGGAAGCAGUUUCCCCGGAUCUGCUGGACAAGCUGGUGGUAAUUUCCCUGGAUCAACUGGACAAGCUGGAAGUGGUUUCCCUGGAUCUGCUGGACAAGCUGGAGGUAAUUUACCUGGAUCAGCUGGACAAGCUGGAAGUGGUUUCCCUGGCUCAGUUGGUCAAGCUGGAAGCGGAUUCCCCGGAUCUGCUGGACAAGCUGGAAGUGGUUUCCCUGGCUCAAUUGGUCAAGCUGGAAGUGGUUUCCCUGGAUCCGCUGGACAAGCUGGUGGUAAUUUCCCUGGAUCAGCUGGACAAGCCGGACAAGCUGGAAGUGGUUUCCCUGGCUCAGUUGGUCAAGCUGGAAGUGGUUUCCCUGGAUCUGCUGGACAAGCUGGAGGUAAUUUCCCUGGAUCAGCUGGACAAGCCGGACAAGCUGGAAGUAGUUUCCCUGGCUCAGUUGGUCAAGCUGGAAGUGGAUUCCCCGGAUCUGCUGGACAAGCUGGAGGUAAUUUCCCUGGAUCAGCUGGACAAGCCGGACAAGCUGGAAGUGGUUUCCCUGGAUCUGCUGGACAAGAUGGAAGUGGUUUCCCUGGCUCAGUUGGUCAAGCUGGAAGUGGUUUCCCUGGAUCAGCUGGACAAGCUGGAGGUAAUUUCCCUGGAUCCGCUGGACAAGAUGGACAAGCAGGAAGUGGUUUCCCUGGCUCAGCUGGUCAAGCUGGAAGUGGUUUUCCUGGAUCUAUUGGGCAAGAUGGAAAUGGUUUCCCUGGCUCAGCUGGUCAAGCUGGAAGUGGUUUCCCUGGAUCUACUGGACAAGCAGGAAGUGGGUUCCCUGGAUCUACUGGACAAGCAGGAAGUGGUUUCCCUGGCUCAGAUGGUCAAGCUGGAAGUGGUUUCCCAGGAUCUGCUGGACAAGAUGGAAGUGGUUUCCCUGGCUCAGUUGGUCAAGCUGGAAGUGGUUUCCCUGGCUCAGUUGGUCAAGCUGGAAGUGGAUUUCCUGGACAAUCUGGAACUGAUUCUACCGGCCAAAACGCAUUAUCAGACCAAUUUGCACCUCAGGGACCAUUUGGUGGAUUCGGAGGAGUUGGAGGAACUGGACCUGAUGGACCUAUUGGCGGAAUCGGAGGAGUCGGUGGAGUUGGCCCAGACGGACCAAAUGGUGGAUUUGGAGGAGUUGGUGGUGUCGGACCAGACGGUCCUAAUGGUGGAUUUGGAGGAGUUGGUGGUGUUGGUCCCGAUGGACCCAAUGGUCCAUUCGGUUCAUUUGGCGGCUCUUUUGGACCUCAAAGUGACUUAUUCCCUGUUGCUAGUGGUGAUUACUCUGCAAUUCCUGGAGUAUAUGGAGUAGACUACCCAACAUAUUCUGAGGUUCCUCAAACUUCGUUCGAUUGUCAGUAUCAACAAUGGCCUGGUUAUUAUGCCGAUGUCGAGGCUCGUUGCCAAGUUUUCCACAUUUGUGCUUUAAACACUACUUUCAACUUCAUCUGUCCUAUCGGAACAAUAUUCAGUCAGGAACAUUUGGUAUGCGUAUGGUGGAAUCAAUUUGACUGCAAUACCGCUCCUAGCUUGUAUUACAAAAAUGCGUACAUAUAUGAUUACUCAAAGAAUGGACAGCAAGGUGCACAAGGACCAUUUGCAGAUUUCGCUGGUUCACAAGGACCGUUUGCUGAUUUCGGUGCAGCUCAAGGACCAUUCGGACCAUCAGCCUCAUUUCCAGGAUUAGUUGGACCAUCAGGACCAUCUGCUGGUUUCGACGGUGCGCAAGGACCAGUUGUUGGCCCGGCAUCUGCGCAAGGUCCACAAGCUGACUUUACAGGAACUGACGGAUCAGUAGGACCUCAAGGCCCAUCUGCAUCAUUCGGUGGUGCACAAGGACCAAGUGGACCAUCCGACGGUUCAUCCAUACAAGGCCCAUCUGCAGGAUUCGGUGGUGCUCAAGGCCCAAGUGGACCUGGUUUUGGUGGAGAUCAAGGAUCACCAGCAGGACCAGGAUCUGGAUCAUUCCCCGGCUCAGAAGGUGGUGCUGGUUUCCCAGGCUCAGGAUCAUUCCCUGGAUCCGAAGGUUUCCCAGGCUCAACUGGACAAGCUGGAUUCCCUGGACAAGCUGGAAGUGGAUUCCCCGGAUCUGCUGGACAAGAUGGAAGUGGUUUCCCUGGCUCAGCUGGUCAAGCUGGAAGUGGAUUCCCUGGACAAGCUGGAAGUGGAUUCCCUGGAUCUGCUGGACAAGAUGGAAGUGGUUUCCCUGGCUCAGUUGGUCAAGCUGGAAGUGGAUUCCCUGGACAAGCUGGAAGUGGAUUCCCUGGAUCUGCUGGACAAGAUGGAAGUGGUUUCCCUGGCUCAGUUGGUCAAGCUGGAAGUGGAUUCCCUGGACAAGCUGGAAGUGGAUUCCCUGGAUCUGCUGGACAAGAUGGAAGUGGUUUCCCUGGGUCAGUUGGUCAAGCUGGAAGUGGCUUCACCGGAUCUGCUGGACAAGCUGGUGGUAAUUUCCCUGGAUCAGCUGGACAAACAGGUCAAGCUGGAAGUGGAUUCCCUGGAUCUACUGGACAAGCUGGAGGUAGUUUCCCUGGAUCAGCUGGAAGUAGUUUCCCAGGAUCUACUGGACAAGCUGGAGGUAGCUUCCCUGGAUCUGCUGGACAAGCUGGAAGUGGUUUCCCAGGAUCUGCUGGACAAGCUGGAGGUAGCUUCCCUGGAUCUUCUGGACAAGCUGGAGGUAGCUUCCCUGGAUCUUCUGGACAAGCUGGAAGCAGUUUCCCUGGCUCAGUUGGACAGGCUGGAGGUAGCUUCCCUGGAUCUGCUGGACAAGCUGGCGGUAGUUUUCCUGGAUCUUCUGGACAAGCUGGAAGUGGUUUCCCUGGCUCAACUGGACAAGCUGGUGGUAGUUUCCCUGGAUCUGCUGGACAAGCUGGUGGUAGUUUCCCUGGAUCUGCUGGACAAGCUGGAAGCAGAUUCCCUGGAUCUACGGGACAAGCUGGUGGAAGUUUCCCUGGAUCUGCUGGACAAGCUGGUGGUAGUUUCCCUGGAUCUGCUGGACAAGCUGGUGGUAAUUUCCCUGGAUCAGCUGGACAAGCUGGAAGCAGAUUCCCUGGAUCUGCCGGACAAGCUGGUGGAAGUUUCCCUGGAUCUGCUGGACAAGCUGGUGGUAGUUUCCCUGGAUCUGCUGGACAAGCUGGUAGUAGUUUCCCUGGAUCAGCUGGACAAGCUGGAAGCAGAUUCCCUGGAUCUGCCGGACAAGCUGGAAGCAGAUUCCCUGGAUCUGCUGGACAAGCUGGUGGUAGUUUCCCUGGAUCAGCUGGACAAACUGGUGGUAGUUUCCCUGGAUCAGCUGGACAAGCUGGAAGCAGAUUCCCUGGAUCUGCCGGACAAGCUGGUGGUAGUUUCCCUGGAUCUGCUGGACAAGCUGGUGGUAGUUUUCCUGGAUCAGCUGGACAAGUUGGUGGCAGUUUCCCUGGCUCAGCUGGACAAGCUGGUGGUAGUUUCCCUGGAUCCGCUGGAAGCAGAUUCCCCGGAUCUGCUGGACAAGCUGGUGGUAGCUUCCCAGGAUCAUCUGGACAAGCUGGUGGCAGAUUCCCUGGAUCCGCUGGACAAAGUGGUAGCAAUUUCCCUGGAUCCGCUGGACAAGCUGGUAGCAAUUUCCCUGGAUCGGCUGGACAAGCUGGUAGCAAUUUCCCUGGCUCGGCUGGACAAGCUGGUGGUAGUUUCACUGGAUCAGCUGGACAGGCUGGUGGUAGUUUCCCUGGAUCAGCUGGACAAGCUGGUGGUAGUUUCCCUGGAUCAGCUGGACAAGCUGGUGGUAGUUUCCCUGGAUCAGCAGGAAGUAGUACAGGGUUUGCCGGUAGACCUGGCACAAGCCCUGCUGCCACAUUCCCUGGCUCAUUUGGUGCGGGUUCCGCUGGCUCUCAACGACCUGGAUUCACUGGAAGUGACUCAGAGAGAGAAUACUUGCCCCCGCGAUCGUAGACAAAUCGUACAAACUAAAAAUGUGAAACAAAAGACAACUCAACAGUUGGUGCUGACAUUAUUUAUAUAUUUUGCUUUUAUAUUGUUGUUAAUUCGUUUUUAUCUAGAUUUUAUCAUUCACUCAAUCAUGACGAAAAUUGUCUGUACUUCGUUGUUGAUUUCGUUCAAUGCCAUGGAAGUAGUAAAAAGGAAAUUUGCAUUAGAAUCAAUUAAAUUAGAUCCAAAAGGCAGUGUGUUAAAAGUCAAUUGUUGUAAAAGAAAUUACGUCAUUUCAUUUAUUUUCAUUUAACUGUAGUAAACUUAAAGUGAAUUUCACUUAGGCUUACAAAUAGACUUAUACUCUUAGAUCCAUUAAGUAACCAUUUAUGUGUGAGCUAAUUGAUAUUUCAGAUCUGGCUUCUAAUUUCUUUUAUGAACUAUUUCAAACAAUAUUUUCAAAGCUGAUUUUUUAUUCAUGUGUACAUUAAUAUUUUCGUUCUAAAGUAUCCAAUCAAAAGGCUUACACAUAAUUUGAUAGACUGUAAGAUUUAAAAAAAAAAUACUUUAUCGAAUAUGAUGCUUCCGUCGAUGUUAUAACACCAUCAACAUUGUCUCUAUUUAUCUCUCUCUUGUCAUCAAAAAUACGGAGUCUUUGCAUCGUUAAAGAAAAAAAAGAAAAAUUUAAGUUAAUUGUCGCCAUGUAUAAUUUUGUAAAUUUAUGUAAAUUGUAUAUAAAAUACAAACGAAAAAAUCCAAAAAAAAAA